UUAUUUAUUUUCAUUGGAAAAAGUCGUAGUAUAUUGGAUAGCAAAUGUUAUAACCACAAAAUAGAAGUAAAUGUGGAGAAAUAGAAAUAAUAAAAUAAGUGGUUUUCUAUAUUAUGUAAUUUAAUUUGAUCAUCACAUAAUUAAGUUCUUUACGCAGCAAAAUUUUGCGAUUAUUUGAGUUCAUUACAUUAAAAGUAUUAAAAUGCCUUAUUACGAAUUUGCCCUAAUGUUACGUGCAAUGCCUAAAUCUGAACUCAAAACAACAUUAAAACGUAUAUCACACGCUAUAUUCGACCGUGGUGGUAUUAUAAGAAACAUUGAAAAUCUAGGAUUUAGAACGAUGCCAUAUAAAACUAGUGCUCACGGGUUAGUACAUCGGGAAGCAAAUUAUAUUGUUUUUAAAGUGGAUACUCCAGCACUAUCAGUUACUGAUUUAAAAGAAGAAUAUAGUAGAGACGUGGAUAUUAUUAGACAACGUGUAUUUAGAAUGCAAGAUGAAUCUAACCAUUCAUGUACCUUAGAAGAUGAGUUAUUGCCGCCUGCUUAUCGUGAAGAAGUUCAGCAGAUGAUUGAAAUUGGAAAAAGUCAAGUGAAUCGCUUUACUUACAAAUUUAAAUAUAAUUCUGGUUUGGACUACUAUCCCUUCCAAAAAUAAAAUAUAUAUUAAAAUAUUUGUAAUACUGUCACCACAACCUCUAAUGUAAAUAGACUACUUUGUAGAUAUUAUAGAAGUAUGAAGAAUUAA
Messenger RNA from Achroia grisella, 745 nucleotides. RefSeq names its product small ribosomal subunit protein bS6m (gene mRpS6). Gene Ontology annotation, molecular function: structural constituent of ribosome; small ribosomal subunit rRNA binding. The record is from RefSeq and is a predicted model, not a curated record. The transcript has a single exon. Gene Ontology annotation, biological process: translation. Gene Ontology annotation, cellular component: ribosome; mitochondrial small ribosomal subunit. NCBI's taxonomy places the organism in Eukaryota, Metazoa, Arthropoda, Insecta, Lepidoptera, Pyralidae. The coding region runs from base 203 to 655 and encodes 150 amino acids.